Messenger RNA from Selaginella moellendorffii, 1089 nucleotides. RefSeq lists its product as uncharacterized. The transcript is spliced from 2 exons. The coding region runs from base 258 to 779 and encodes 173 amino acids. Lineage: Eukaryota; Viridiplantae; Streptophyta; Lycopodiopsida; Selaginellales; Selaginellaceae. The record is from RefSeq and is a predicted model, not a curated record.
AUAAGUGGUGAAGAUGUGUUGAAAUUUUAACUAUCUGAACAAUUGCCUUCCCUUUCUCAUGAUGAAGUCUAGAGUGCCCCAUGAUUUGAAGACAAGGUUCAAUGCAUGGCACUGACAGGGUACACUCUAAAUUCCUCGAGCAUUGGAAGCAUUAUCCAUCACCAUGAUGAAAGGUUGGAUCCAGAGCGAACUGAGAAGCUUGUUCUUAUCUACUAGAACUCUCGUUUGUGGAGUAUGAAGCAACAGUCCAUUGACAAAUGGGCGGCAUCGCGAGCUCAGUGUGCAGAUUCACCACUGCUGGAGUGGAGAGGAGAUGGAGCUGUGCCAUGGAUUGGAGGAGACAGAUCUAUCCUUUCUUAUUGCAUGAGUUCUUUUUCCGUGUCAAUUUGGAUUGCUCUAGGGCUUCUUCCUCGAUUCUUCCAGCACCAUUGCUCUACUGGCCGGCGUCCUCUACAGCUUCCUCGCCUCCACCGUCCGAUCCUGGCUUCCACAUUGCAAUCCAAACACCAGCGGCCCGGCAGGAAUCUAGGGCAAUUGAGAAGCAAGCCACGCGCUGGGGAUUCUCAUCGCGACUAUCGCUGGGUAAUUCCAUGGGGGCGAUGGAGCGCUACCAGGCCUGGGCGAUUGAACACCAUCGAGAAGAGCGAGGAGGUUGCUACUCUCGGUCCGCAGAGCGAGGAGCUACAAAGGAACAGACUUCCAAUCUGCCAGAAAGAAUCGAGAGAUCAGAGAUGGGUUUGACAGAAAAAAGAAAGAAACUUACAGUGAUUCGAAAGUAGUCAUGGAUGCUGCGGAUUCUUCCAUCUUCUGUAGAACGUCUCGCCAGGACGGGAGAGACAGCGACGAGCUCAAUGGCGUGUUCUUCCUGACCAGGAUGAUCUUCCGGGAAACAUUCUCCUUGGGAACUUCCACAUUUCUUUCUUUCUUCGCAGCCAUCUCUGGCGAUACCAAGAAAACCAAUUAGCAAUCUGGAGAGAGAGAGAGAGAGAGAGUGAGCGAGCGAGCUUACCAUCACCAGCUUGCUUGGCUCGGGGCCGAUCAAGCACACCAUCCCAAAACUUUCCCAUAAGCCCAACCAUUGUCCGCUAC